Galeopterus variegatus (Sunda flying lemur) is the source of this 1124-nucleotide messenger RNA. It is a transcript of the gene MRPL12, whose product is annotated as mitochondrial ribosomal protein L12. Gene Ontology annotation, molecular function: structural constituent of ribosome. Bases 295 to 846 code for a protein of 183 amino acids. The transcript has 4 exons. The record is from RefSeq and is a predicted model, not a curated record. Gene Ontology annotation, biological process: translation; mitochondrial transcription. Lineage: Eukaryota; Metazoa; Chordata; Mammalia; Dermoptera; Cynocephalidae. Gene Ontology annotation, cellular component: ribosome; mitochondrial large ribosomal subunit.
CCCGCGCUGGGUCGGUGUAGCUCAUCCAAACCAGAGCUUGCCGCUUUGGGUAGCGUUACUGCAGACAACCCCGUGGGCUUCUAGUGCUCUUUGAAGGAUUGAAAGUAAUUCGGAAGUCCCCUUAUCCUUGGGGACCCCUUAAGGUCCAAGAACCCUCGGCGGGGACUAAGGAGACCGGUGAUUUCCCAUCUAGUGAUCAUCGAUCUGAGCUCAGGGCACCCACCUGUCCCCCAGUCUCUGUCCUGUCCCCUGGUCUCUGUGCACACCCCCUCCAGGGCUCACGACUCUGUUUGGAUGGCGGGGGGUAGGCAGCAGGUGCCGCGUGUCUGUGUAGCGCGACAGAUGAGGAGCAGCAGACAUCGAAUGGGCGAGGCCCUCGCCGGUGCACCCCUGGAUAAUGCCCCCAAAGAGUACCCCCCCAAGAUCCAGCAGCUGGUGCAGGACAUUGCCAGCCUCACGCUCCUGGAGAUCUCUGACCUCAACGAGCUCCUGAAGAAAACGCUGAAGAUCCAGGAUGUGGGGCUCAUGCCAAUGGGCAGCAUGGUGCCUGGUGCAGUGCCUGGUGCUGUCCCUGCUGCUGCAGCCCCUGAGGCUGCGGAAGAGGAAGAUAUCCCCAAACGAAAAGAACGGACACACUUCACCGUCCGCCUGACAGAGGCGAAGCCUGUGGACAAAGUGAAGCUGAUCAAGGAGGUCAAGAGCUUCGUGCAGGGCAUCAACCUCGUGCAGGCAAAGAAGCUGGUGGAGUCCCUGCCCCAGGAAAUCAGAGCCAACGUCGCCAAAGCUGAGGCUGAGAAGAUCAAGGCGGCCCUGGAGGCGGUGGGCGGCACUGUGGUUCUGGAAUAGCCCGAGGCUCCAAGGACUUGUGUUGAGGGGUCUCUGGGACCCCGGACGAAGCCCUGGCCACCCUGUCCUAGCACCAGGCUCCCAGAUGGGGAAUUGGGGUGUGAGAGCUAAGGGCGCCAGGUGGCCAGAAGGACGGGAUGGACCUACCGUGAUGGGGCGGGAGGGGCAGCCGCUGCCUGCGCGAGCGCCAGGGAGCCCGACUCCAGACACACUGUGUGCAUUACCACGUGCUGCUCUGAUGGCCACUGAGACAAAUACACUGUUCGGGCUUGAUGUGA